AUGAAUGCUGUCUUUCAGCCCUAUCAACAUCAUUUUUAUGCUCUCCUUGUGCACAAAGCAACGACUAACUUGAUUACUUUCUCUCAGACUGAAUCAAUCUGGUUGCGAAAACAGUUCUUAGGCCUUGCUUCAUGUGCUCUGUGUUCCGAAUGGGUGGAUGAUGUGUUUGCCGAGCCUCGACUACAGGCCAAACCUACCAAACGUCGCGUCUAUCUUGCCACGGAUGAACCGAAACUUUUCAAGGAAGCAUCAGAAUCCUAUCCGGAUUACGAAUUUAUCGGAGAUCCAGAAAGAGCCGAAACUGCCUCCGUUUUCAGACGUUCUCAGGCGGAUUCUGUGGCUGGUAUCGCGUUGGAUAUUCUCGCGCUGUCCAAAACCGACUUUCUUGUGUGCACAUUUUCCUCUCAGGUUUGUCGUGUUGCAUAUGAACUGAUGCAAGCACGCCACGGGGAUUUGGGUGAUGCGAGCGACCGUGUGCAAUCAUUGGACGACAUAUACUAUUUUGGGGGCCAACAACCAUCUCCCUUCGAGACCAUUAUCGCAGACGAGUCCAACCAGCUACAGCCUGGUGAUCGAGUCUCCAUGGCCGGGAAUCACUGGGAUGGUUAUGCCAAAGUCACUCCAGUCAAGAGAACUGACGCGAUCCUUGUUCCCGCAUACAAAUUCCAACCGGGUGUGGACAUAUUUUACUCGCGUGUGUUUUAA
This is a messenger RNA of Echinostoma caproni, 705 nucleotides long. NCBI's taxonomy places the organism in Eukaryota, Metazoa, Platyhelminthes, Trematoda, Plagiorchiida, Echinostomatidae. The record is from the annotation of a GenBank genome assembly.